CUCUUCUUUUGGAGAUCAAUAAAGGUCGCAAAUAUGUAAACAAGUACCUGACAACACAAGAAAAUGUCUCAUAUUUACUUGAAUAAAACGUUUAUUGGCAAGGAUAUCCAGAACAGAUUCUUGUAUGCGUGUGAAAAAGGAGAAAUUUCGACUGUGACAAAGCUUAUCCGUCUUCAUGUGUCGCCGAAUACGAAAGACGAGUGGGGGAAAAGCGCCCUGGCUAGGGCAUGCGAAGGUGGUCACACCGAGGUUGUGCGGCUGUUGAUCGAGGCGGGAGCGACCGUGAAUGUAGUGCAGUCAGGUCGUGUUACCCCGCUUCACCUCGCUGCAAAAGGUAAACAUACAGAAGUUGCGAAGCAUCUUAUUCUGAAUGGAGCCACUCUUGAUGCUAAAACUACAUCGGGAUUAGCUCCCAUAGAUUUUCUACAACACGAAACAGAGUUAUGGAACUUACUAAACGAUGCCUUACGGGGAGAAAUGCCGGAGCUCGAUGAAAUUCCGGACGUUCCGGAAAUUCCCGAUUACGCUCUUCCGGACGGUGCCGCACCUAAGAAGGGCAAAAAAGGCAAGAAAGGGAAGAAAGGGAAGAAAGGCAAAAAGGGAGGCAAGAAAAAGGGCGGAAAGAAAAAAGGCGGAAAAAAGAAAAAGAAGAAAUGAAAAGGCAUUUAUUUUUUUAUUUUUUAGAUAUGCAAAAUAUGUUGAUUAUACGUGUAAUUAAUGUGUUUUUAACAUAACAAAGUCUGUGAAUUUCAUUUAUCUAUAUCCGUGCUUAACUGCUUGAUUAAUAAAUUGUGCAGUAUUGUUGUUAUAACCCUGUGCUUUAAACAAACUAUUGUCGUUAUAUACCAUAGUGUGUAUACGUUUAUUUAUUAUUCACUCUGUGAUGUAUCAAAGAUUAUGUAUGCAUGAUUAUCAAUAGGCCUGUGUUGUUAUUUGAUUAUAAGUAAAUAUUGAAAAAUGUAUUGGACUAAUAAAAAAAUGUGCAAAGAU
Mya arenaria is the source of this 990-nucleotide messenger RNA. RefSeq lists its product as uncharacterized. Bases 64 to 657 code for a protein of 197 amino acids. The transcript has 3 exons. The record is from RefSeq and is a predicted model, not a curated record. NCBI's taxonomy places the organism in Eukaryota, Metazoa, Mollusca, Bivalvia, Myida, Myidae. Gene Ontology annotation, molecular function: protein binding.